CUCUGCUUUCAAGUUGAAUGCAUCUCCCCAUUCCAAAACACACUCCAUUUCAUCCCUAUUUCACAACUUUCAGACCAUUCUUAUCUCUCUUUUCCUCAAUCUUUCUUCUUUGAUUUCCCAGAGAAACAAGAGAAUAUGGCAGCAGAGCUUUUUCUUACGUUUACCAUGGAGGCGACUUUGACAAGGGUCAGUUCCAUAGCUGCUGAAGGGAUCAGACUUGCCUGGGGAUUGGAGGGACAGCAGCAAAGGCUCAACAAGUAUUUGACCAUGAUCCAAGCUAAACUCCAAGAUGCAGCCAGAAAGCCAGUAACAGACGUUUCGGUGAAGCUUUGGUUGCAGAGGCUACAAGAUGUAGCUUAUGAUGCUGAAGAUGUUCUAGACGAGUUUGCUUAUGAGAUUCUCCGAAAAGACCAAAAGAAGGGAAAGGUACGUGACUGCUUUUCACUGCACAACCCUGUUGUAUUCCGUCUGAAUAUGGUUAAAAAAGUUAAGGAGAUCAAUGGAUCACUGGAUGAGAUUCAUGAACUCGCAAAAGUACACUUUGGGCCGGGAAAUGUAUCUCAACGUGUAGAGAGUGGUCCUGAAGUUAACCGACAGACAAAUGCGAUCCCUGAAAUCUCAGAAGUUGUAGUAGGAAGGGGGGAUGAUGUCGAUAAAGUUAUGAAAUUGCUGAUUGGCUCGACUGAUCAACAAGUUCUAUCUGUUGUCCCUAUAGUGGGGAUGGGUGGCCUCGGAAAGACUACUAUAGCAAAAAAAGUUUAUGAAGUAGCGAGGGAGAAAAAGCUUUUUGAUGUAACAAUUUGGGUUUGUGUUUCUAAUGAUUUUAGUGAAGGGAGGAUUUUAGGAGAGAUGUUGGAAGUUGUUGUUGGUGGACCUGUGUUGAGGAAUCUAACUGCAAUCAUGGAAAACCUUAUGGAAAAGCUGAAACAGAAGACAUUUUUUCUUGUACUUGAUGAUGUGUGGGAAGGCCAUGAUAAGUGGAAUGAUUUGAAGGAGCAACUGUUAAAAAUCAACAGCAAGAAUGGGAAUGCUGUUGUUGUUACAACCCGCAGUAAGAAAGUAGCAGGCAUGAUGGGGACUUCUCUAGGGAGUCAGCACGAGCCAGGGCAACUUUCAGAUGAUCAAUGUUGGUCCAUUAUCAAGCAAAAGGUGAUCGGGGGUGGACGAGAAACAAUAGCUUCAGACUUGGAAUCUAUUGGAAAAGAUAUUGCAAAGAAAUGUGGAGGGCUUCCGUUGCUAGCUAAAGUUUUGGGAGGAACUCUUCACGGCAAGCAGGCACAGGAGUGGAAGUCAAUUCUAAAUAGUAGAAUUUGGGAUUAUCAGGGUGGAAAUAAAGUUUUGCUCAUAUUGAGAUUAAGUUUUGAUUACUUGUCAUCGCCAACAUUGAAAAAAUGUUUUGCAUACUGUUCCAUUUUCCCUAAAGAUUUUCAAAUUGAAAGGGAAGACCUGGUUCAACUUUGGAUGGCUGAAGGUUUUCUCAGGACAUCAAAUGGGAGGAUGGAAGACGAAGGCAACAAGUAUUUCAAUGACUUGCUUGCAAAUUCCUUUUUCCAAGAUGUUAAAAGGAAUGAGUGUGAGAUCGUAACAAGUUGCAAGAUGCAUGAUCUAGUGCAUGAUCUUGCAUUACAGGUCUCAAAAUCAGAAGCGUUAAAUCUGGAGGAGGAUUCGGCUGUUGAUGGUGCAUCUCAUAUUCGUCGUCUAAAUCUCAUAUCUCGUGGGGAUGUUGAGGUAGCAUUUUCAGAGGUUGAUGCUGGAAAAUUGCGAACUGUUUUCUCAAUGGUUGAUGUAUUCAACGGGUCUUGGAAAUUCAAAAGCUUGAGAACUCUCAAAUUGCGAGGGCUUAAUAUUACAGAGUUACCAGAUUCAAUUUGCAAGCUGAGACAUUUGAGAUAUCUUGAUGUCUCACAUACCAGUAUCAGAGCAUUGCCAGAAUCCAUCACCAAGCUCUACCAUUUGGAAACAUUAAGAUUCACUGAUUGCAAGUCACUAGAAAAGCUUCCCAAGAAAAUGAGGAAUUUAGUCAGCUUGAGACAUCUUCAUUUUAAUGAUCCAAAGCUAGUGCCAGCUGAGGUGGGACUUUUAAAACGCCUUCAAACUCUGCCUUUUUUUGUUGUGGGUCCAGAUCAUAUGGUUGAAGAGCUGGGAUGUUUGAAAAAACUAAGAGGAGCAUUGAAGAUAUGCAAGCUUGAGCAAGUGAGAGACAGAGAAGAAGCAGAGAAGGCAGAACUGAGUGGAAAAGGAAUGAACAAAUUGGUGUUUGAAUGGAGUUAUGAUGAAGGUAACGGCAGUGUCAAUAGCGAGGAUGUGCUGGAAGGCCUGCAGCCUCACCCAGACUUAAGAAGCUUGGAAAUUAAGGGUUACAAGGGUGAAAAUUUCUCAUCAUGGAUGUCUACAAUCCUACUCAAUAAUCUGAUGGAGCUGAGAUUGAAAGACUGCAGCAAGUGCAGACAACUCCCAACACUUGGAUGUCUUCCUCGCCUUAAGAUUCUAGAGAUGAGUGGAAUGCCUAAUGUGAAAUGUAUAGGCAAGAAGUUCUAUAGUAGCAGCAGUGGCAGUGCAGCAGUGCUGUUUCAAGCACUAAAAGAACUUGCUCUAUCCAGCAUGGGUGGUCUUGAAGAAUGGGUGGUACCAGGUGGAGAAGCUGUUGCAGUAUUUCCUCGUCUUGAAAAAUUGAGCAUUAGGCAGUGUAGAAAGUUGGAAAGCAUUCCGAGAUGUCGUCUUUCAUCUCUUGUAGAAUUUGAUAUUCGCGGAUGUGAUGAGCUGAGAUAUUUUUCUGGUGAGUUUGAUGGCUUCAAGUCUCUUCAGAUUUUAAAGAUAUUUGAGUGUCCAAAGCUGGAAUCCAUUCCAAGCGUCCAACGCUGCACAGCUCUGGUGCAAUUGAUUAUAGGUGACUGCCGUGAGUUGAUCUCAAUUCCUGGUGAUUUUCGAGAAUUGAAAUAUUCUUUGAAGGAAUUGAUUGUUAAUGGGUGUAAAUUGGGAGCUCUUCCAAGCGGACUACAAUGUUGCGCAUCUCUAGAGGAAUUAAGAAUAAUUGAUUGCGGAGAGCUUAUCCAUAUCAAUGAUUUGCAAGAAUUGUCUUCGCUUCGACGUUUAUGGAUUAGAGGUUGUGAUAAGCUCAUCAGUAUUGACUGGCAUGGUUUACGACAAUUGCGUUCUCUUGUUUAUUUAUCAAUCGCCACGUGUCCUCGUUUGAGUGAUAUCCCAGAGGAUGAUUGGUUGGGCGGCCUCACCCAACUGAAGGAAUUGAUAAUCGGUAGUUUCUCAGAGGAGAUGGAGGCUUUUCCUGCAGGAGUUUUAAACUCAAUCCAACACCUCAACUUGAGUGGGUCCCUCAAAUCCCUAUGGAUAUAUGGAUGGGAUAAACUGAAGAGUGUACCCCACCAACUUCAACACCUCACUGCCCUCGAGACAUUGCGGAUAUGUAAUUUCAAUGGAGAGGAGUUUGAGGAAGCAUUGCCAGAAUGGGUGGCCAACCUUUCUUCUCUUCAAUCUCUUCAUAUUUAUUUUUGCUACAAUCUCAAGUAUAUGCCAAGCUCAACAGCCAUUCAACGCCUCUCCAAAUUAAAGACGUUGAGUAUUGGGGGGGAAUGUCCACAUCUAUCAGCAAAUUGUAGAAAGGAGAAUGGCUCUGAGUGGCCCAAGAUUUCUCAUAUCCCAGAAAUCUAUAUAUGGUAGAGGGUACACGUGUACAGUUAAGUUGGGCUUUUAGUUAUUCCGUUACUUUGUAGUAUGCAGUGAGGAGAGAGAACCAAUUAAAGAAUUCAAAAUAAUGAAAGCAAUAAUUAGACUUCAUUCUCUUAAAAAUGGUUUAUUAUCUUUUUUAUUAUGAUGUUAACAAAAUGUAUACUUGUGAUCAAUGAUAAUAUCAAUAACCGUCACUCGUUAUUGUAAUAUUACUUGUACCAUCAAUCAUUAUUGUAAUAUUAAUAAUGGCAUGUGAUAGUCUACGAAUGUUUAUAGGACGAACACUAUGACAUGCCAUUAUUAAUUAGCUAGCUUUUACUAUGUAUCAAAAUAUAUACUUAUCAAUAAUAAAAUCAAUAGCCAUCCAGCAUUCUUUCAA
Populus nigra (black poplar) is the source of this 4063-nucleotide messenger RNA. Its product is annotated as disease resistance protein RGA2-like. NCBI's taxonomy places the organism in Eukaryota, Viridiplantae, Streptophyta, Magnoliopsida, Malpighiales, Salicaceae. The record is from RefSeq and is a predicted model, not a curated record. Gene Ontology annotation, molecular function: ADP binding. Gene Ontology annotation, biological process: defense response to other organism. The transcript has a single exon. Bases 136 to 3675 code for a protein of 1179 amino acids.